This is a messenger RNA of Leptonychotes weddellii (Weddell seal), 1306 nucleotides long. The record is from RefSeq and is a predicted model, not a curated record. Lineage: Eukaryota; Metazoa; Chordata; Mammalia; Carnivora; Phocidae.
GGUAAGUAAAGCUUCGACAGGGACCUGGUACGGGUCACUAGCCAUGUGGCGCUGCGGCCGAAGGGUUCCUUGCUUCCUGAGGCGGCUGAGUGGCGGUGCCGGCCCCCGAGCGUGGAGGAGGACGGGCACCAGCGCUUGUGAGAGAGCUCGGCAGCACGAGGUGGGAGAGCGGAUCCACGGGUUCACCGUAAGCCAGGUAACGGCCAUCCCUGAACUGUCCCUGACCGCAGUGAAGCUCAGCCAUGACAGCACAGGAGCAGAAUACUUGCACUUGGCCAGAGAAGACACCAACAACUUGUUCAGCGUGCAGUUCCGCACCACGCCCAUGGACAGCACCGGCGUCCCACACGUGCUGGAGCACACCGUCUUGUGCGGCUCUCGCAAAUACCCGUGCAGAGAUCCCUUCUUCAAGAUGCUCAAUCGCUCGCUGUCCACGUUCAUGAACGCUUUCACAGCUAGCGACUAUACUCUGUACCCAUUUUCUACACAAAAUCCCAAGGACUUCCAGAAUCUCCUAUCUGUGUAUUUGGAUGCAGCCUUUUUCCCAUGCUUGCGGGAACUAGAUUUCUGGCAGGAAGGAUGGCGACUAGAACAUGAGAAUCCGAAGGACCCCCAGACACCCUUGACCUUUAAAGGAGUCGUCUUUAAUGAAAUGAAGGGAGUAUUUACAGACAACGAGAAGAUAUUCUCGCAGCACCUUCAGAACCGACUCCUGCCUGACCACACGUACUCGGUGAUCUCCGGGGGCCAUCCGUUGUGCAUCCCAGACCUCACGUGGGAGCAGCUUAAACAGUUCCAUGCUACCCAUUACCACCCCAGUAAUGCUAGGUUCUUCACUUAUGGCAAUUUUCCAUUAGAACAGCAUCUGAAACAAAUUCACGAAGAAGCCCUGAGUAAAUUUGAGAAAAUUGAGCCAAACACUGCAGUGCCGGCUCAGAAGCCUUGGGAUAAGCCAAGAGAAUUCCAUAUAACAUGUGGCCCGGACUCACUGGCUGCAGGUUCCUCUAAAACAACCGUUGGGGUCAGCUUCCUCUUACCAGACAUCACUGAUACGUUUGAAGCCUUCACAUUAAACCUUCUGUCUUCACUCUUGAUCAGUGGACCCAACUCCCCCUUCUACAAAGCCUUAAUUGAAUCUGGACUUGGCACAGAUUUUUCUCCUGAUGUUGGAUACAACGGCUACACACGGGAGGCCUACUUCAGUGUGGGCCUGCAGGGGAUCGCGGAGCAGGACACCCAUGCCGUUCGGGACAUCAUUGACAGGACAAUCGAGGAAGUCAUCGAUGUCCUCACACUCUCCUCAUAA